ACCCCCACCUCGAGUCGAGGAGCAGACUCUGACUGUGACAAGGAGCGAGAUGCAGAAAAUGAUAGCGGAGGCCGUUGCAACCCAAGUGAGGCAAGCACAAGUCGAGCAAACCAGGGUCGAGCAGGCGAGAAUCGAACAGCCUCAGAACGAACCACCUCCUGAACAACAAGCGCAAUCGCGCGAGAGGCAGAACCAAAGGGCAGACGAAGAAGAAUCCUCUAUUCGAACUAUCAACCCACAGGCCCAAAACGACACCCUGGAACAAUUGCUAGCCCAGGUGUGGGAUUUACAGGCCCGGGUCGAGGGGAGAAAAGCAGGGAGCUCGAAAGGACAUCCCUUCUCACAACACAUACUAGACGCCGACCUACCACAGGGGUUCAGGGAGCUCAAUAUCUGGUACGAUGGGUCGACUGACCCUUCCCGACACCUGAGAAGCUUUGAAAACAUGGCGGUACUACACCGAUACAGUGACCCAGUUCAAUGUCGGGCCUUCCUGACGACUCUGCGAGGGCCGGCUCAUGAUUGGUUCCACCAAUUACCCCCCAGAGCUAUCAAGGAUUUUGACGGGUUCAGUUCAAGUCUCCUCAAUCAAUUCGCAAGCGUGAGGGCCCAGGAGAAAUCAUAUCUCACUCUGAUAGAAAGGAAGGAGCCUCUGAGGGCGGAAAAAGAAGGACGGUCGAGGGGGUGGAGGUCGACUCAGUACACACCAUUAUCGGUUCCAAAUGCAAGGAUUCUGGAAGUUAUGGAGAAGGAAAUACGCGAUAAUAUUUUUAGGUGGCCACGGACAAGGAAGGAUGGGCCGACAAAACCCAAGAGCAAUCUGUAUUGCCGAUUUCACAAAGAUUAUGGGCACAAUACGGAUGAAUGCAGACACCUCAAGGAUGAAAUCGAGAGAUUAAUCAAAGCCGGACACCUGAAAGAAUUCAUUUACAAAGAUCGAGAGAGAUCUAUCGAUGUCGAGUCAGCGUACAACGUGAUUCUGGGAAGACCAGCCCUUAAGGCAUUUCAAGCCGUUGUAUCGACUUACCACAUGAAACUCAAGUUCCCCGUUGGGAAUAAAGUCGGGGAGGCCCGAGGAGAUCAAAAGUUAUCAAGAACGUGUUACCAGAUAGCAGUAAAAACAAACCAAAGGACGGAAGUGAAAGAAGGAAAGCCAAUAUCGAUUGAAAAGAGGCCGAGGGGAAGUGACCUCGAGCCGCAUGGGGAGCUGAUGGAAAUACAAAUCGGGGAAAGAGAGGAUCAGGUCACCAAAAUCGGGAAGAAGUUGGAGGAGGAGUUGCGUAAGCAACUGGUGGAGUUGCUCAGGGAGUUCAUGGAUAUAUUCGCUUUCUCCCCCGAAGAAUUGACAGGAAUCGACCCAGGCAUUAUGGAGCAUAAACUCAAUGUUGACUCUCUCAAGAAGCCUGUGAAGCAGCGGCUCAGGCAUCACGGCACUGAGAUUGACAAAGCGAUUGAGGUGGAGGUCGAUAAGCUACUCAAAGCAAAACAUAUCAAAGAAAUCCAAUUCCCCGAGUGGAUAUCUAAUACUGUGAUGGUGAGGAAAGCACUGAAUAAAUGGCGGAUGUGUAUCGACUUCCGUGACCUGAAUUUGGCUUGCCCGAAGGACCACUAUCCGCUGCCGAGAAUCGAUCAGCUGGUCGACUCGACAGCGGGCUGUGAGUUGUUAAGCAUGAUGGAUGCGUCGCCGGGAUACCACCAAAUCCCGUUGGCCCCAAAGGAUCAAAGCAAAGUAAGCUUUGUGACAAGCAGAGGCACGUACUGUUAUGUCGUCAUGCCGUUUGGGCUAAAAAAUGUCGGGGCCACCUAUCAAAGGCUGAUGGAUCGAAUGUUCAAAUCUCAGUUAGGGCGCAAUAUGGAAGUGUACGUGGAUGACAUCUUAGUAAAAAGCAAGUCCUCGGCUUCGCAUCCUAAGGAUCUAAGAGAAACGUUCGAAACGUUGAGGACGUUCGGGAUGAAAUUGAACCCAAAUAAGUGUGCCUUCGGAGUAAAGGCAGGACGAUUUCUCGGUUAUGUGGUAACCGAAAGAGGAAUCGAAGUCAACAAGGAUAAGGUACAGGCGAUAAUCGAUAUGACUCCUCCAAAAAGCAUCAAGGACGUGCAAGUCCUGACGGGUCGGAUUGCCGGGCUAAGCCGAUUUAUCGCCCGGGCGGCAGAGAGAAGCUUCCCGUUCUUCAAAUUGCUUAAAAAGAAAACCUUCCAAUGGGGCGACGAAGCACAAAUGGAAUUUGACAAGCUUAAAGAAUUUCUGAGCGAGUUUCCGCUAUUAACCAAGACAGAGCCAGGCGAUGAGCUGGUGCUAUAUAUCUCAGUGGGAACAUUCUCGUUGAGCUCAAUAUUGUUGCGAGAGUCUGCAGGCGCCCAGCACCCCAUCUAUUACACGAGCCGAGUGCUUCAAGGUGCGGAUUCGAGAUAUUCAGACGUCGAGAAGGCCGCUUUGACAGUAGUAAUAACAGCCAGAAAGCUGCGGCCUUAUUUCCUAAAUCAUACGAUUAUUGUGAGAACCAACUUUCCGUUGGGAGAAACUUUGGGUAGGCCCACUUUAUCAGGUCGACUCGUCAAAUGGGCAGUCGAGUUAAGUGAAUACUCUAUCAGAUACGAGCCCAGGCGGGCCAUAAAGGCCCAAGCCCUGGCGGAUUUCAUCCAAGAAGGAACUAAGGGGGACGAGAAGAAAUGGGUAAUGCACGUUAAUGGGUCCUCAGCAGCCAAGGG
This is a messenger RNA of Striga hermonthica, 2709 nucleotides long. NCBI's taxonomy places the organism in Eukaryota, Viridiplantae, Streptophyta, Magnoliopsida, Lamiales, Orobanchaceae. The record is from the annotation of a GenBank genome assembly.